UUUCAAGAACUCAUGUGACAUACCUUUUUCAGGAAUUAUCACCAAAUAAAGCAAAAAAGCAUACUGAUGUUCUGGUAGGAGCACCAACUGAAGCUGAUGUCAGUGAUCCUUACAUUCAAGAUAUAGCGAGCACUGCUUUAGCUGAAGUUGACAGAAGAUCUAACGCACUUUACAAACAGAAAGUUGUUAGGAUUGUGGAGGCAGAAAAGCAGGUUGUUGCUGGAGUAUUGGUGCGUUUAACUUUGGAACUGGGAUCCAGUACUUGUCGUAAAGGCCAUGAUACAGAUAUUGCUACUUGCCAGCUGAAGAAUGAUUCGAAUAAUCAGAUAUGUCAUGUUGAAGUAUGGGAUCGACCAUGGCUUAAACAGCGUGAAGUCAAAAGUGUCUCAUGCAAUUCUGUGAGGAGUAGACUGAAGAAAAGAUCAUGGAUUGGUGGUGGUAGCCAUGACAUUCACCUUGGUUUGUUUAAUGAAUUUUUAGAGAAGUACAACAAACAUUAUCGAAACAAAGCAGAAUAUAAACGUCGUUUUCACAUUUUUCGAGCGAACAUCAAGAAAGUUGAACGUUUGCAAAAGACCGAACAGGGCACUGCCAUAUAUGGGGCAACGCAGUUUGCAGAUCUUACACCAAAGGAAUUCAAGAAAUACCAUCUUGGACUUAAUCGCAAAUUGAAAGUUUCCAACCACAUACCAUUGCAGGAAGCUAAAAUUCCUGAUGUUACGUUGCCAAAGGAAUUUGAUUGGCGAAAUUACAGUGUUGUUACAGAAGUUAAAAAUCAGGGUUUGUGUGGUUCAUGUUGGGCAUUCUCUGUGACUGGAAAUGUGGAGGGCCAGUGGGCACUUAAGAAGGGAAAACUGUACUCACUCUCAGAGCAAGAGCUAGUGGACUGUGACACUUUGGAUGAUGGUUGCAGCGGAGGUCUUCCAGAGAAUGCAUAUAAAGCUAUUGAGUCAUUGGGGGGCUUAGAAACAGAAAAGGAUUACCCAUAUGAAGGUGAAGAUGAAAAAUGUCACUUUAAGAAAACUGAUGCAAAAGUUACCAUCCAAGGAGCUUUAAAUAUCACCAAGAAUGAAACCCAGAUGGCCCAGUGGCUGUAUAAAAAUGGACCCAUCUCCAUUGGUAUCAACGCAAAUGCUAUGCAGUUCUAUAUGGGUGGUAUAUCACAUCCAUGGAAAUUCCUGUGUGAUGGGGAAGAUUUGGAUCAUGGUGUUCUGAUUGUUGGUUUUGGUGUACACACAUACCCACUGUUUCAAAAAGUGCUUCCAUUUUGGAUUAUUAAGAACAGCUGGGGUGAGAAUUGGGGUGAACAGGGCUAUUAUCGUGUGUAUCGUGGUGAUGGUACUUGUGGAGUGAAUCAGAUGGCAACAUCAGCCAUUGUGGGUUAAGGUAUGGUACCGUUUAAGAUGCAGAUAUUCGUUUGCUCUACAGAUACAAGUUUCACUGUAAGACUUGUAUGUUAUACUCGUAAAUGAUAUCUUGAUUGUGGAAAAUGUAAUCAGAUGGCAACAUUAGCCAUUCUGGGUUAAAGUAAGGUACCUUAUAAGCUACAAAUAUUGUUUUCUUUACAAAUGUAAGUUCCACUGUAGAACUUAUGUGUUAUGAAUGAUAUUAUCUUUUAGCUUGGCUAUGGAAAGUUUUCUGCAAAACAGAAUCUAUGUAUUGUGUUCCUGCUUUUUAUAUACAUUCACAUACAUUUUAAUAUAUUAUAUAAGGAACCC
This is a messenger RNA of Cryptotermes secundus, 1718 nucleotides long. Its product is annotated as cathepsin L. The transcript is spliced from 10 exons. The annotation marks the transcript as partial. Gene Ontology annotation, molecular function: cysteine-type endopeptidase inhibitor activity; cysteine-type endopeptidase activity. NCBI's taxonomy places the organism in Eukaryota, Metazoa, Arthropoda, Insecta, Blattodea, Kalotermitidae. The record is from RefSeq and is a predicted model, not a curated record. Gene Ontology annotation, cellular component: lysosome.